This is a messenger RNA of Marasmius oreades (fairy-ring Marasmius), 394 nucleotides long. RefSeq lists its product as uncharacterized. Bases 2 to 313 code for a protein of 103 amino acids. The record is from RefSeq and is a predicted model, not a curated record. Gene Ontology annotation, cellular component: mitochondrial intermembrane space. Gene Ontology annotation, molecular function: copper ion binding; copper chaperone activity. The transcript has 3 exons. Gene Ontology annotation, biological process: mitochondrial respiratory chain complex IV assembly. Lineage: Eukaryota; Fungi; Basidiomycota; Agaricomycetes; Agaricales; Marasmiaceae.
CAUGACCAGCGGAUCAUUCAACGCGCCGUGUAAAGUUUACUUCAACACCGACCACGACCAGAACAUGUUAGAGAAGCUAACUUCAUUAUGGUCGGCUUCUCCACCGAUAGAAGCAGAGAAACCGUACGAUCCCAGUGACCCCAAACUCAAUCCUCUGAAUCCUCAAGGUCUCAAGCCGUGCUGCGCCUGUCCUCAGACCAAGUCAGCUCGCGAUGAUUGCUUCUUGAGAUACGGACCAACAGCCGAAGAAGACUGCAAGGAACUCGUUCAAAACCACUUGACGUGCAUGCGGAGUCUAGGUUUCAAGAUUUAGAAGGAGGGUAAUUUUAUCACUUGUGUUUAGACCAACAUUAUUCACGGAUAAUAUAAUCAUUCACCACUCUCAAGAGGCUCA